AUGGAAGAAGAGAAGCUCAAGGACUGUCUCUUUGAGCUUCAUUAUAGAGCCAAGAACAUAUCUCCCCCACCGCCUCGUGGGCCAGGAUACCCGCGAGUGAGACCGACGAUUCCAUUCAGCAACGAAGAUCAUUUCCGCGAUAACUCACUUAAUGGAUCACCCUGGCAGCACAACAAUUAUAUGGAUGUUACAAUCCCCGUACUCCCACCUUCACCGUACAAAGUAGACUCACCCGACCCAGAGUCGCUGUGGCCCGAAGGACUGUUCAUACCACCGUUCAACCCGCCAAGGUUUGCUGCUAGUAAACGCCGCAACGAGGUAUUAUCAGAUGCCGAAUCCUUGGAUCCCUACUUAUUAGAAGGAUCGGAAGCAGUAGCAGCAGUCAAGCGGGCAAGUCGCCAUGGUCUAUACUACUUCCACGAUAUACCUCAUAUAGAGUCACUGCUCGCCAACCAGGAACAAAGAAUCGAGAAUAAUUUGAAACCUCAUAGAAUAGGUAGCAUACGUCACACGUGGCCUUACAACCGACCUUAGCAUUCCCUCGACCGACCAAUAAAACAAUACGU
Spodoptera exigua (beet armyworm) is the source of this 566-nucleotide messenger RNA. The record is from the annotation of a GenBank genome assembly. Lineage: Eukaryota; Metazoa; Arthropoda; Insecta; Lepidoptera; Noctuidae.